AUGCCUUACCUUGUGGAGGAUUCCUGGAUCAAUGGCCAGGCAAGCACCUACAACAUUUCCGACCUUGAAGACUGCACCAUUGCUAUCGAUGCUUCUUAUUUCCUGAGCCUCCUUCUAGAUAACGAACCUUCUCGUGAGUCUUUGCUUCCUGCACUAGGGGGCUUGACGGGCAUCCAUUAUCAUAUCCACCAACAUCUUGAUCUCUGGGACAAGCAUCGGAUCACCCCCUUUUUCAUCUUUGAUGGCCAAUCCUUAGUUGGGCAAGAUGAGGUCACUUUGACGCGUGCCAGAGCUGCAAAUCAGAGGACGGAUCAGGCAUGGGUGCUGUACUUGCAAACCGAGGGCAGAGAAAGUGUCGAUGUCUUCAAGAAGAACCCAGAGGUCUUUCGUCUUCAGAAUUUAUACCCUCUCUUUCAAAGUAUCUUGAAAGAAAGAGGACUGCACUUUUUGGUCCCUCCCUACACCGCGUGCGCUCAGCUUGCUUAUUUCGAAAUGAUUGAUUCGGAACUAUGCGCCGGCAUAAUGGGGCCUCAGGAGUUGCUUCUAUACCCUAUCAACGAGUCAGUCAUUCGCAACUUCGACUGGGAUGCCGGAACUGUGACCGCCAUCUCAAAGAAGAGGGUCAUGCGUGCACUUGGAGUUAACGAAUCCAUGUUCAUCGACGCUAUGCUCAUGACAGGGACGUCGUUUCUCCCUACGUUUCCGCCGCUGCAGGACACCUCCAUUUACCCAGCCCCCUUCACCAUUGCGGAGGCAGUUAACAUCCUGCGGACCUCAGAUAAGGCUGUGGUUAGCGCUUGCGCCUCCUUCAAUGACAUCUUGCAAGCAAAAGACCCCAACUGGCUAGACAAGUAUCGCAAAGCCAGAAUGGCAGUCCAUCACUUCAUCUACAUCGCUGAGAGUGGCGAGGUCACGGUUCACGACUUCGACCAGCUCACACAAGACAAUCAUGAAUACCUCGGUCUUCAGAUGCCUGCAGAGCUAUUUCACUAUCUCAACACGGGUCUAAUCGGUGCUCGUAUCUUGAACGGAAUAACACACGGGCAGAUUCUCGUCUUACCGACUCUGGAUGGCACUGCUUCUGACGAAUACAAGAAGCUCGUGACUAACCAACUUCUUCCCAUCAAAGAGCAAGCCCUCGGCCUCAUCAUUCCAAGAAUUCACAGGGGAAUUGGUCACAAGGACAUCACGAUGAAGGUUUGGUUCGAUCCGAAUUACUCUUAUACUUUCAACCAUCGCUCUACCCAACCACCCCCAUCUCAGCGGGUGGCAACCUGGGAUGUCAAGGAGAAAGACCUGCGCCACUUCUAUCCAGCGGAUUUUGGUAGCCCAGUGUACUUGGAAGUGGUUGCUCUUGCAAGCCCGGACUUUGUCGCGAAAACAAUCUCCAAAGAGAAGCCUAUCCGCGGCAUCGACAGCACUGACAUGGUGGUAUCGGUCGCCAUCUGGCGCUUUCUCCACCUCAGGGGUUAUAUUGACGACUCUCACAAGCUGACGAAUUGGGGAAAUGCCCUAGCAACCACGCUUCUUGCCAUCAACGACGCAUCGAAAACAAAACCUGAUGUCCCAGGCAUCAAUGAAGCUGCCUUGUUGGCGUUUGAAUUAUUGCGUUUUGGACUUUUGAGCGGCAAAUAUGUUCAAGGCGCGCCUGGUAUGCCCCGGAGGGGAACAGAUGACGAAAAGUCGAGUGUGGUUCUCAUUAGCCAAUGCGCUACACUGUUGAAGUUGAGACACGACGUGUGUGGAUACACCGGACCUUUGAAUAAGCAUCUAACGGGAUUCCGUGGGCUAUCGACAACGGUUCGCGAAGCUGACAGAGACUUGAUUGAAGCAAUUGUGGCGUCCAUGUUCAUGUAUGGCCAGUCCAAGCGCGAAAGGGCUGAUCAGCUACAAAUCAGCCAGAAGCUUCCUUUCUCACAAGAGCCGGAUAUUACACUCGGCAUCGCCACCUUUACCUUCUUUGAGGAAUAUGAGCACACAGACGAUGAGAAGGAGCAAAAUAAGCGGCUGACAGAUUUCUCAGCACACUAUGUACCGCACGCAGAGGCGUUCGUUGAAGAUCUCCGCAUUGCCCUUGACUUCGUUCGCGCUCUCAACCAAGGUGUGCAGACACUGGAUGCAGCCUCAUUAUCGCCAAAUGAGAAAUCGAUCUGGGCAAAAGCCCAAGAUUACAUCACUGCCAGGCCAUUUUACGGAUCCGCCACAUCAGAUGCUUAA
Molecule: messenger RNA, 2217 nt
Organism: Trichoderma gamsii
Lineage: Eukaryota; Fungi; Ascomycota; Sordariomycetes; Hypocreales; Hypocreaceae
Exons: 6
Coding region: 1-2217 (738 amino acids)
Biological process (GO): DNA recombination; DNA double-strand break processing; mismatch repair
Cellular component (GO): nucleus
Molecular function (GO): 5'-3' DNA exonuclease activity; 5'-flap endonuclease activity
Source: RefSeq, a predicted model, not a curated record